AUGAGCAAAGCUUAUGACCGGAUAGAAUGGGACUUCCUACAAGCAGUACAAAAAAGGUUAGGCGUUCACUCCAAAUGGAUCAAUUGGAUCCAUCAAUGCGUAUCCACAGUUAAAUACGCUUACCUUCUCAAUGAUGGAGCACACGGAGCAGUCACACCACAACGAGGCAUCAGGCAGGGAGACCCGUUGUCUCCUUACAUCUUCAUCCUUUGUGGAGAAGUUCUGUCUGGACUUUGUAGAAAAGCGCAACGAGAAGGAUCUCUACCAGGGAUUAAAGUGGCGAGAGGCAGCCCACCAAUUAAUCAUCUCUUGUUUGCAGAUGACACAAUGUUCUUCUGCAAAUCGAACCAGAAGAAUUGUGAGACACUGAAUAGAAUCCUAAAAACAUAUGAGGAAGCUUCAGGGCAAAUGAUAAAUCUAAGGAAGUCUUCUAUCACUUUCGCAAAAAAGACAAGCUCAGAAACAAUGGAAAAGGCAAAAGAAAUACUGGGAAUUACAGCUACGGGAGGACAAGGAAAGUACCUCGGACUUCCAGAACACUUCGGAAGAAAGAAGAAAGACCUCUUCACCUUAUCGUGGACCGUAUCCGAGGAAAGGCAGUGA
This is a messenger RNA of Microthlaspi erraticum, 603 nucleotides long. The record is from the annotation of a GenBank genome assembly. Lineage: Eukaryota; Viridiplantae; Streptophyta; Magnoliopsida; Brassicales; Brassicaceae.